This is a messenger RNA of Fundulus heteroclitus (mummichog), 1282 nucleotides long. Its product is annotated as serine protease 27. The transcript has 6 exons. Lineage: Eukaryota; Metazoa; Chordata; Actinopteri; Cyprinodontiformes; Fundulidae. The coding region runs from base 64 to 1125 and encodes 353 amino acids. The record is from RefSeq and is a predicted model, not a curated record. Gene Ontology annotation, molecular function: serine-type endopeptidase activity. Gene Ontology annotation, biological process: proteolysis.
AGCUGAGCACAAAAGAAUCUAGUAUUUAAUGCUGCAGACAAGAGGGAAGAGGUAUUGGUAAAGAUGGCUUUCCAGCAGCUUACAUACGGGAUCAUUGUGAUGAUCAUUCUUGUUUGCAAAGGAUGUGACUCAGAACACGCCUGUAAAAGGACUCCAAUCAACAGCAGGAUCUAUGGAGGGCAAGAUGCGUCUCCGGGGAGUUGGCCCUGGCAUGUCACCUUUACUCAUGACGGCUACGCCUUUUGUCAGGGAUCUCUGAUCACAGAUGAGUUUGUGCUGACAGGUGCUCAAUGCUCACAACAAUCUUACCUCAGUGGCGCGGUAGUGCACAUGGGUGUCCAAAACAACCAGUCAGGAUUUGGUGAAGUGACUCGGAGAAUUGCUUACAUCGCCUGCCAUCAAGACUUUAGCUAUAAUUACUAUGAGAACGACAUCUGUCUUGUGAAGCUAUCAGCUCCUGUCAACUUCACCAACUACAUCCGACCAGUCUGUUUGGCCUCAGAAAACAGCACUUUCCAUGAUGGAACUCCCAGCUGGGUGACUGGUUUUCAAUAUAACCACAACUAUUAUUAUAGUAACCCUCUGCAGGAGGUCAAUGUGUCGGUAAUUGGAAACAAUGAAUGCAGCUGCUACUACCAAAACUCCUACUACUACUACUACUACUACUACUACCGAGCAGUGAGAAAUACCACGAUGUGUGCUGGACAAGAAACUGGAUCAGGCUCUUUAUAUUAUGAAGACAAUGGGGCUGCUCUAGUGAGUAAACAAGACGCCAUCUGGGUCCAAAGUGGGAUUGCGAGUUAUGUCUAUGGUUAUUACCUGAGUCGACCUUCUAUCUACACUCGUGUGUCCCAGUACGAGGAAUGGAUCAGGGACAGAGUUACUGGCAUGGAAGCAGGCUUUGUCACCUUCACCUCCCCAGGCGAGGACAGUGACUUGAACUACACCUGUCCAACGCAGGCACCUACCACCCCCUAUAGCUAUUUCACAAGCUACCCUUACUACUUUACCACUGACGACAGCAUAUUUAGCAGUGGUGAAACUCUGAUUCCCAUCACUCACUUGGUUUCUCUCUCUGCUCUUGUUUUGCUUCUCCAUCCUUUCGUUGGCGGGGCUAGAAUCUAACUCAGGACUUCCACUCAUGCUGUACUAUUAUUAUAGUGAGCUGAGCCACACUGUACAUCUGCUUUAGUCUUCUUACACAAAUUAAGAUUCUUACAAAGCUAAUAAAGGGUGAAAUAAGUUUCAGAUUAAAAGACCAACCAUAUAACUGAAAAAGAAA